Molecule: messenger RNA, 1183 nt
Organism: Phanerochaete carnosa HHB-10118-sp
Lineage: Eukaryota; Fungi; Basidiomycota; Agaricomycetes; Polyporales; Phanerochaetaceae
Exons: 8
Coding region: 32-1150 (372 amino acids)
Source: RefSeq, a predicted model, not a curated record
CUCGCCGCGUCCCACCCUUUGGUUGCCCUCAAUGUCCGGCUUGUCGCUACACGAGCAGUUGGCCCUCCUCUCGUCAUCCGCCGCGUCCAUUGUAACACCAUACUUCGCUGUUGGCGUCUCACAUGCCGCAGGAGUACAUACCAUGUUGACAGGCACUAUGAUAUACGAUCUCACACGCAAGCGCAGCCCGGUCGGCUUCAAGAACUGGGUCGGUUACCCGUGCAUUAUCAUGUACAUCUGCUCUGCGGCACACUUUAUUGUCAGUGUGUGUUAUGUUCGUGGGGACAUCCAGUCUGUGCAAAAUGAGCGGACACUGCUGGCGCAUUGCCUGGACACCCUUCCGAGCUGCGACAUCACAGGUUUGAUAGAAGACAACACGCCAUGGCUUCUGCCAUAUCUGCCGUUCGCACUUACUAAGCUUCUCAUCAUAAACAUGGCCAUCAGCGAUAUUAUUGUCAUUUGGAGAGCUUGGGUGCUCUGGCCGUGCCAUCGCGUUGUCCAGACCAUAUCGGGACUGCUACUUCUUAGCACCCUAGGUUUAUUGGUAUUCGGUGCUAUCCAAGCUCCCGUUCAGAUUAUCAGCCCCGUUGGCCUCCCCGGAAUCAUAUUUUCGUGGGUGACAAACUUGUGGUCGACAAUGCUCGUAUCAUGGAAGGCAUGGCAACAUCGUCGGUUGAUGAGAGCAUACAUGAGCCGCGGGAGGUCGCGCUCAAGAGCAGAGAAGGCUCUCCUUCUUUUUGUUGAGUCCGGUCUCCUGUAUUCGAUGUUGUGGAUGUUUGUUGCAAUAUCCAGCUGCAUCAUGGUUGGGAUGGGAGCCACAAGCCUUUCGGCCCGUCCUGAGUUUAUAGGACUCAGCGAUUUUGUCAAUUUUAUUGUAACAUUUUGCCUGAUCCAAUUCGUUAGUCUGUAUCCAACAGUGACAGUUAUCCUCGUCAGGCACGCGGACUCAUAUUACAACCGCACACUUGUGCUUGCAAGUGUGUGCGCUCCUCAGUUGGCUGCUGUCCAUGUACACCCAGAUAUUGACGUACUUUCUGCUGAUAUGAUAAUGCCGAGAUCAAGCUUCGGUACUGGAGCGGAAGAUUCAGUGAAAGAGGUGGUGGAUCCUGUCUUAGUCUCCAUUUCCCUAUCACGCAGUGUUCAAAGCUGAACCAUAAUCUUGUACCCCCAAAAUAUAUUACGU